AUGGACACGAUAUAUAGCAUAUUUAAGGGCAACGUUGUGGAGAUGAUUGUAUGUGCUACAGGAUGGCCAACACCAACUGUGAAAUGGUUUAAGGACGGUAAAGAGAUCGUAAGUGAUGGACCCACUGGUCAUAGGAUGAACGAGGCAUACAUCAUCUUAGGUCCUGAUGACGAGGGUGACUACUCAUUAGAAGCCACCAAUAGGCUUGGAGUAGCUCGAACUGAAGGUGUAUUGAGUAUAGUUCGGCCAAGGCAGUUUGAUGGCUAUGAACCUGAUGAUAGGGGCGGUAUGCCGUUCCCACCAGGUUUCGUGCGCCAGUUGAAGAACAAGCAUGUGUUUAAUCGGAUGCCGACGAUCUUUGACUGUCUUGUGGUCGGCUACCCACCUCCAGAGGUUGAUUGGUUCCACAACGGAACAAAAAUCACUCCUGGAGGUCGAGUUAAGAUUCAGGCGUGUGGUGGAGGUUCACAUGCGUUGAUCGUCCUCGACACCACCCUUGACGACAUUGGCGAAUACAUGGCUGUCGCCAGAAACUCCUACGGAACUGCCACUUCGUCGGCGAUUCUCGACGUCACCGUACCCUACCUUGACAACAUCAAGUUCAAUGGUGAAGUGGAUGUGACACCAUAUCUUACCGAAGAGUACGGCUUCAAAAAGCCCAACUAUGCUAAUCUACCGACACCACCAGAUCGUGGCCCAUUCAUUAAAGAGGUCACCGGCCACUAUUUGACUUUGUCAUGGAUUCCAACUAAGCGAGCAGCACCACGAUAUCCACAAGUUUCAUAUGUUGUUGAGAUUCGUGAACUACCCGAAAAGGAUUGGACAGUGCUUGACUACAACAUUCCUGAACCAGUGUGUAAGGUGCGGAACCUCGAACUAGGCAAGUCGUAUCAGUUCCGCGUCAGGGCUGAGAACAUCUAUGGAAUUUCGGACCCAUCGCCUGCAUCUCCUCCAUCGAGGCUAAUGGCACCACCGCAACCUGUUCUGGACAAGAAGACAAAGAAGGUGAUCCCGUUGCUAGAUCCGUACGCCGAAAAGGCAUUGAAUCAGGCUCAUGCUGAGCAAUACGCUUGUGCUCCAUGGUUUGUUCCUGGAGUGGUUGAGAAGCAAUACUGUGCUGAGAACGACACUUUGACGAUAACAUUGAACGUUGCCGGUUAUCCAGAUCCUGAGAUCAAGUGGAAGUUCCGAGGAUGGGAUAUCGACACUUCCAGUCCGACUUCAAGGUGUAAAGUCUACACCGUUGGUGGAACAGAAACCACACUUUUGAUUAAUUCGUUCAAUAAGGAUAAUGUGGGUCAAUAUCAGUGCUUUGCCACUAAUCCAUAUGGUGAGGCUCAACAGAAUAUCAUGGUCGAUCUUGCAAUUCGUCCAACUUUUAUCCAACCACUCAACAAUCGAACUUUUUCCGACAAACAACCGAUGAGGCUUGACGAAUGGCGACCGAUAGUUGAGUCGUCGCGGGUGAAAUUUGCACAAGAUGGUCCUUACCUCUGCUCGUUGAUCAUCAACGAACCGAUGUGGCGAGACAGUGGUGUCUACACGUGCAUCGCCGUAAACGCCGCCGGCCAGGCGACCACCUCCUGUUCGAUUACAGUAGAAGGUAAUGUUGAUUGUGCUAUCGCAUACUCAAAUUCAUUUCCUUAUCGUUUUGUAGCGCGAGAGCGAAAUUAUUCAACAUUUACUGAAUAA
Angiostrongylus costaricensis is the source of this 1692-nucleotide messenger RNA. Lineage: Eukaryota; Metazoa; Nematoda; Chromadorea; Rhabditida; Metastrongylidae. The record is from the annotation of a GenBank genome assembly.